Klebsormidium nitens is the source of this 543-nucleotide messenger RNA. The record is from the annotation of a GenBank genome assembly. Lineage: Eukaryota; Viridiplantae; Streptophyta; Klebsormidiophyceae; Klebsormidiales; Klebsormidiaceae.
AUGCUGCGAGCACUGGGCGCGGGUGCAAGGAUCUCCUUUGAGGGGGGGAUUGCCCGAUUCGAGAUGGGAAGCGUGGUGAGGAUGGAGGCGGUGCAACGCGGCGAAUUGUGGGAAAUAGCAACGGUUAAGAAAACAAGAGCGUUCUUGGCGGUCAAGUGGCCGGUCAAGACGGAGCGUCGGUUGGGGAAGGUGGCACCGAAGCCGGAAGUGAGAGUGGAGAAGAAGCAAGCGGAGGUGAGGCCGGUCAAGGUUAUUGUGGUUGACCUUGAGUCGGACGAUGAGUCGGACGACGGGGUGAGAGAGAGCCAACGGGUGGAUGUAAGCGUCGGGGAAACGGAGUCACCAACAAGGAAGACAGAGAAGCACGGCGCAACGGAAGCCGUGGGAGCAACCGCAGCGGAAGGCGUGGGAGCACGAAUGAAACGGAAGUUGAACAAGGUUGAAAGCGAAAAGAUGAUGUCGCCGGAGACGGGCAACAAAUUGUAUCCGGAAAGGGCACGUGCGGCACCGAAAAAGUUAUGGGAAAGUUUCGGACCGAGUUAG